GCAGAAAUACUGUGCAUGGGAAAUAGUUUUGGAGUCAAAGAGUACAAGAAAUGAAGGAUGAGAAUGAAGGUGGAUGACUGCCAGUUUGUCUGCAUCGUGCAGCAAGAUUAUUGCCGUAUCCUCAACCAAGUGGAGAAGAACAUGCAGAAAGUCGAAGAGGAGGGAGAGAUCGUCAUGGUAAAAGAGCACCGAGAGCUUGACCGGACCGGAACCAGGAAGGGCCACAUUGUCAUCAAGGGCACCUCCGAGAGGCUGAUGAUGCAUCUGGUGGAGGAGCACUCGGUGGUGGAUCCAACCUUCAUAGAGGACUUCCUGCUGACCUACCGGACAUUCCUGUCUAGCCCAAUGGAAGUGGGCAAGAAGUUGCUGGAGUGGUUUAACGACCCGACCCUCAGGGAUAAGGUGACAUGGGUAGUCCUGCUGUGGGUGAACAAUCACUUCAGUGACUUUGAAGGAGACCCUGAAAUGACUCGAUUUCUAGAAGUGUUUGAAAAUAACAUGGAAAGAGAGAAAAUGGGCGGCCACCUCAAGCUGUUGAACCUGGCCUGUGCUGCGAAAGCCAAAGGAAGGCUGAUGACGCUGACCAAGCCGUGCCGAGAGGCCCCGCUGCCCUUCCUCUUGCUCGGUGGCUCUGAGAAGGGCUUUGGGAUCUUCGUGGACAGCGUGGACCCCGGCAGCAAAGCAGCCGAGGCCGGCUUGAAGCGUGGCGAUCAGAUAUUAGAAGUAAAUGGUCAAAACUUUGAAAAUAUCCAGCUGUCAAAAGCCAUGGAAAUUCUUAGAAAUAAUACACAUCUGUCUAUCACUGUGAAAACAAAUUUAUUUGUAUUUAAAGAACUUCUACCAAGAUUGUCAGAAGAGAAGAGAAAUGGUGCCGCACACCUCACUAAAAUCAGAGACAUCAAGAAGGCCAGCUGCUGCUCCAUCCUGGACCUGGCCGUGGACGUGGAGCAGGUGAUCGGCCUGGAGAAGGUGAACAAGAAGAGCCAAGCCAACACGGUGGGAAGGAGGAGCAAGCUAAAGAAGAUCCUCAACAAGACCCAGAUCAGCGUCUUACCUCAGAGACCAUACAAGGAUAUUGGGAUCUGUCAGCCCCAGGACCACAGCACUGUGGGGCUGCAGCAGACAAACCACAUCCCAGCCUCUCUACCUGUCAGCGAGACCUUGUCCUCCAGCAAACCCGACCUGCUGCAGUCACAUCAUAGCAUCCUGGACUUCUGUGCCACUCCUGACUUUCCAGAUCAAGUGCUGAGGGUUUUUAAGGCUGAUCAGCAGAGCCGAUAUAUCAUGAUCAGUAAGGACACCACGGCGAAGGAAGUGGUCAUCCAGGCCAUCAGGGAGUUUGCCAUCACUGCCACCCCGGAUCAGUACUCGCUGUGUGAGGUCUCCGUCACCCUGGAGGGUGUCAUCAAACAAAGGUGCCUUCCAGACCAGCUCUGCAAACUUGCUGACAGAAUACAGCUGAGUGGAAGGUACUACUUGAAAAACAACAUGGAGACAAAGAUGCUGUGCUCAGACAAGGACGCGCAGGAGCUGCUACGCAAGAGCCAGAUUUCCCUGCUGCAGCUCAGCCCCACUGAAGUCUCCAAGCAGCUCUCCAUGCGCAACUUCGAGCUCUUCCGGAACAUCGAGCCCACCGAGUACAUCGAUGACCUGUUCAAGCUGAGGUCCAAAACCAGCUGUGCCAACCUAAAGAUGUUCGAGGAGGUCAUCAACCAGGAGACCUUCUGGGUGGCCUCAGAGAUUCUCAGGGAGACAAACCAACUGAAGAGGAUGAAGAUCAUUAAGCAUUUCAUCAAGAUAGCGCUGCACUGCAGGGAGUGCAAGAACUUCAACUCCAUGUUCACCAUCAUCAGUGGCCUGAACCUGGCACCAGUGGCAAGACUUCGGACCACCUGGGAAAAACUUCCCAAUAAAUAUGAAAAGCUGUUUCAGGAUCUCCAAGACCUGUUUGAUCCUUCCAGAAACAUGGCCAAGUACCGCAAUGUCCUCAACAGUCAGAACCUGCAGCCCCCCAUCAUCCCCCUGUUCCCAAUCAUCAAGAAGGAUCUCACCUUCCUGCACGAAGGAAAUGACUCAAAAGUAGAUGGACUGGUCAACUUUGAGAAGCUCAGGAUGAUUGCCAAGGAAAUUCGUCACGUGGGCCGCAUGGCCUCAGUAAACAUGGACCCGGCCCUCAUGUUCAGGACUCGGUCCCUCAGCCAGGGCAGCACAAAUGCAGUGGUGCUGGAUGUUGCCCAGACAGGCGGGCACAAGAAGCGGGUGUGCCGCAGUUCCUUCCUCAAUGCCAAGAAGCUCUACAAGGACACCCAGAUGGCUCGCAAAGUGAAGCAGUACCUGUCCAACCUGGAGCUCGAGAUGGACGAGAAGAGCCUGCAGAUGCUGUCGCUGCAGUGUGAGCCAGCGACCAGCACUCUGCCUAAGCACCCUGGUGACAAAAGGCCCCUCAAGUCUGAGACCUCCCAGGUGGCGCCCAGGGCAGAGUGCCAGCAGAAGGCUCAGCCGCAGCCCCUGCCAAAGCCACAGCCAGUGCAGAAGCUUGGCCAGGGCCUGCAGGUGACCGCCAUGUCCCUCUACCCGUCCCCAAGGAAGAUGCCUGUCAAGGAACUCCCGCCCUUCGGCAUAAACUCUCCGCAAGCUUUAAAGAAGAUCCUCUCGCUGUCUGAAGAAGGCAGUCUGGAGCGCCACCCAAAGCAGGCGGAGGACAUGCUGUCCAGCGCGUCCUCCAAGCUCUUGUCUUCACCCACAUCCCCGCAGAGCUCGCCCAGGAAAGGUUACACCCUGGCCCCCAGCUGGAGCGUGGACAACUUCUCCGACUCUGGCCCCAGCGAGAUCUCCUCUAGGUCCGGUAUGGUCAGAAACUCCUCCUUGGACUCGGUGCCCAUGGCCCUGCAGGAGGAGCGGAGGCAGCAGCACUCCGUGAGCCUGGUGGAGAUCGGCCUGGGCGUUGUCAGGGCAGAGCAGCAGACAGUGCUAGAGCCAGACCAGUACAGCCUGGGGUCCUAUGCAGCCAUGGCCCUGGCCCAGGACGUGUUUGCCACAGCCAUGGUGCUCUCGCAGGACCAGGGCUAUUGCACGUCCCUGGAUGCCGCCAACAGUGGCCAUGGGAGCUGGACCUCAUGCUCCAGUGACUCGCACAACAACAUCCAGACCAUCCAGCACCUGAGGAGCUGGGAGACCCCACUGUUCGGGCCUGUGCUCUGCGAUUACCCCGGGGACCCCAUGGGGCUCUGGGCCAACAGGGGCCACCUGGACCACUUGAUUUUUGCCGAGGAUGGCCAGAAGGGCGACAGACAGAACCCAAUCGAAGAAAGCCUGGAGCAGGCGCAGUCCAGGGCCCGCUGGGCCUCUCCCACUGGCUCCAAGGACAUGUCCCUUGAGGCCGAGAAUGGCAGCAGCCUGGCGCCCGCGCCCACAGAGGAGCCCAAGGCUGGCCCUGUGCCAGCCCUCAGGGUGGCCACCUCGAGCGCUACCAAGGGGCUGGUCGGCAUAAACUCUCCGCAAGCUUUAAAGAAGAUCCUCUCGCUGUCUGAAGAAGGCAGUCUGGAGCGCCACCCAAAGCAGGCGGAGGACAUGCUGUCCAGCGCAUCCUCCAAGCUCUUGUCUUCACCCACAUCCCCGCAGAGCUCGCCCAGGAAAGGUUACACCCUGGCCCCCAGCUGGAGCGUGGACAACUUCUCCGACUCUGGCCCCAGCGAGAUCUCCUCUAGGUCCGGUAUGGUCAGAAACUCCUCCUUGGACUCGGUGCCCAUGGCCCUGCAGGAGGAGCGGAGGCAGCAGCACUCCGUGAGCCUGGUGGAGAUCGGCCUGGGCGUUGUCAGGGCAGAGCAGCAGACAGUGCUAGAGCCAGACCAGUACAGCCUGGGGUCCUAUGCAGCCAUGGCCCUGGCCCAGGACGUGUUUGCCACAGCCAUGGUGCUCUCGCAGGACCAGGGCUAUUGCACGUCCCUGGAUGCCGCCAACAGUGGCCAUGGGAGCUGGACCUCAUGCUCCAGUGACUCGCACAACAACAUCCAGACCAUCCAGCACCUGAGGAGCUGGGAGACCCCACUGUUCGGGCCUGUGCUCUGCGAUUACCCCGGGGACCCCAUGGGGCUCUGGGCCAACAGGGGCCACCUGGACCACUUGAUUUUUGCCGAGGAUGGCCAGAAGGGCGACAGACAGAACCCAAUCGAAGAAAGCCUGGAGCAGGCGCAGUCCAGGGCCCGCUGGGCCUCUCCCACUGGCUCCAAGGACAUGUCCCUUGAGGCCGAGAAUGGCAGCAGCCUGGCGCCCGCGCCCACAGAGGAGCCCAAGGCUGGCCCUGUGCCAGCCCUCAGGGUGGCCACCUCGAGCGCUACCAAGGGGCUGGUCGGCAUAAACUCUCCGCAAGCUUUAAAGAAGAUCCUCUCGCUGUCUGAAGAAGGCAGUCUGGAGCGCCACCCAAAGCAGGCGGAGGACAUGCUGUCCAGCGCGUCCUCCAAGCUCUUGUCUUCACCCACAUCCCCGCAGAGCUCGCCCAGGAAAGGUUACACCCUGGCCCCCAGCUGGAGCGUGGACAACUUCUCCGACUCUGGCCCCAGCGAGAUCUCCUCUAGGUCCGGUAUGGUCAGAAACUCCUCCUUGGACUCGGUGCCCAUGGCCCUGCAGGAGGAGCGGAGGCAGCAGCACUCCGUGAGCCUGGUGGAGAUCGGCCUGGGCGUUGUCAGGGCAGAGCAGCAGACAGUGCUAGAGCCAGACCAGUACAGCCUGGGGUCCUAUGCAGCCAUGGCCCUGGCCCAGGACGUGUUUGCCACAGCCAUGGUGCUCUCGCAGGACCAGGGCUAUUGCACGUCCCUGGAUGCCGCCAACAGUGGCCAUGGGAGCUGGACCUCAUGCUCCAGUGACUCGCACAACAACAUCCAGACCAUCCAGCACCUGAGGAGCUGGGAGACCCCACUGUUCGGGCCUGUGCUCUGCGAUUACCCCGGGGACCCCAUGGGGCUCUGGGCCAACAGGGGCCACCUGGACCACUUGAUUUUUGCCGAGGAUGGCCAGAAGGGCGACAGACAGAACCCAAUCGAAGAAAGCCUGGAGCAGGCGCAGUCCAGGGCCCGCUGGGCCUCUCCCACUGGCUCCAAGGACAUGUCCCUUGAGGCCGAGAAUGGCAGCAGCCUGGCGCCCGCGCCCACAGAGGAGCCCAAGGCUGGCCCUGUGCCAGCCCUCAGGGUGGCCACCUCGAGCGCUACCAAGGGGCUGGUCGGCAUAAACUCUCCGCAAGCUUUAAAGAAGAUCCUCUCGCUGUCUGAAGAAGGCAGUCUGGAGCGCCACCCAAAGCAGGCGGAGGACAUGCUGUCCAGCGCGUCCUCCAAGCUCUUGUCUUCACCCACAUCCCCGCAGAGCUCGCCCAGGAAAGGUUACACCCUGGCCCCCAGCUGGAGCGUGGACAACUUCUCCGACUCUGGCCCCAGCGAGAUCUCCUCUAGGUCCGGUAUGGUCAGAAACUCCUCCUUGGACUCGGUGCCCAUGGCCCUGCAGGAGGAGCGGAGGCAGCAGCACUCCGUGAGCCUGGUGGAGAUCGGCCUGGGCGUUGUCAGGGCAGAGCAGCAGACAGUGCUAGAGCCAGACCAGUACAGCCUGGGGUCCUAUGCAGCCAUGGCCCUGGCCCAGGACGUGUUUGCCACAGCCAUGGUGCUCUCGCAGGACCAGGGCUAUUGCACGUCCCUGGAUGCCGCCAACAGUGGCCAUGGGAGCUGGACCUCAUGCUCCAGUGACUCGCACAACAACAUCCAGACCAUCCAGCACCUGAGGAGCUGGGAGACCCCACUGUUCGGGCCUGUGCUCUGCGAUUACCCCGGGGACCCCAUGGGGCCCUGGGCCAACAGGGGCCACCUGGACCACUUGAUUUUUGCCGAGGAUGGCCAGAAGGGCGACAGACAGAACCCAAUCGAAGAAAGCCUGGAGCAGGCGCAGUCCAGGGCCCGCUGGGCCUCUCCCACUGGCUCCAAGGACAUGUCCCUUGAGGCCGAGAAUGGCAGCAGCCUGGCGCCCGCGCCCACAGAGGAGCCCAAGGCUGGCCCUGUGCCAGCCCUCAGGGUGGCCACCUCGAGCGCUACCAAGGGGCUGGUCGGCAUAAACUCUCCGCAAGCUUUAAAGAAGAUCCUCUCGCUGUCUGAAGAAGGCAGUCUGGAGCGCCACCCAAAGCAGGCGGAGGACAUGCUGUCCAGCGCGUCCUCCAAGCUCUUGUCUUCACCCACAUCCCCGCAGAGCUCGCCCAGGAAAGGUUACACCCUGGCCCCCAGCUGGAGCGUGGACAACUUCUCCGACUCUGGCCCCAGCGAGAUCUCCUCUAGGUCCGGUAUGGUCAGAAACUCCUCCUUGGACUCGGUGCCCAUGGCCCUGCAGGAGGAGCGGAGGCAGCAGCACUCCGUGAGCCUGGUGGAGAUCGGCCUGGGCGUUGUCAGGGCAGAGCAGCAGACAGUGCUAGAGCCAGACCAGUACAGCCUGGGGUCCUAUGCAGCCAUGGCCCUGGCCCAGGACGUGUUUGCCACAGCCAUGGUGCUCUCGCAGGACCAGGGCUAUUGCACGUCCCUGGAUGCCGCCAACAGUGGCCAUGGGAGCUGGACCUCAUGCUCCAGUGACUCGCACAACAACAUCCAGACCAUCCAGCACCUGAGGAGCUGGGAGACGCCACUGUUCGGGCCUGUGCUCUGCGAUUACCCCGGGGACCCCAUGGGGCUCUGGACCAACAGGGGCCACCUGGACCACUUGAUUUUUGCCGAGGAUGGCCAGAAGGGCAACAGACAGAACCCAAUCGAAGAAAGCCUGGAGCAGGCGCAGUCCAGGGCCCGCUGGGCCUCUCCCACUGGCUGCAAGGACAUGUCCCUUGAGGCCGAGAAUGGCAGCAGCCUGGCGCCCGCGCCCACAGAGGAGCCCAAGGCUGGCCCUGUGCCAGCCCUCAGGGUGGCCACCUCGAGCGCUACCAAGGGGCUGGUCGCCACACCGGGCAGGCAUGAGCCUGGGUGCACUAGGGUUUGUGUCCACUCCGGUCUCGAGGGGUCCCCUUCUGCAAGGCAGCCAUGCUCAGAGGCCCAAAGCUGGCUGUGCAUGAGCAGCCCAACAGUGUCAGGGGUUGGACUGCUGCAGCCUGGUGCGGAACCCCUGCUUCACCUAACCGGGUUCUGCUUCCUUGCAGUGUGGAAGGAGGGCCUGUACCCAGAGCCACCUCCAACCCCGCCUGGCUACUUGGGCAUCCUGAUCACAGACUUCGAGGUGCCUCCGAAUCCAGCACUCCGGCCCCCAGAGUAUACUGUGGCGCUGCAGAGCUCAUGCAUGGUGGUGCGGCCCGCGGAGGUCUCAUCCUUGGCACCGGGCGGCAGACCACAGUGGCACAAGCCCAGUGAGGCUGAUCCCCAUCUGGCCCCCUGCCAGGAUCAGGGCUUCUGCAAGGAGGAAGAUGAGGAUGAGCAGGUGUCUGCCCUGUGAGGCCCAGGCCCGGGCAUCGAGCCACGCAGAGGAGCGCACAGAGGACAGCAUCCUACUUGGGCCUCAGAGCAGAGCUUGCCCUGCUACUGAGGACCUUCACUGCUUGCAGUGGGCUGCUCCUCCUACCCCUUUGCAUGUGAAUACUGUGAAGACCACCUCACCAGCACUUUCCAGACUUUGUUGCUUGAAAUGCACAGAGCAGCUAUCUCCCAGUGUAGUGGGCCUUGCCCACAUAGCAUCAUUCCAGAUCCCGCAUGCUGGGGCCCACCGGAGCCGCUCCCUGGGCGCGCUCUCUGUGCCUGGAAGGAAGGCUUUGAAAGGCCUCCCUGUUGGAUCCUAGCUCAGCCCCAGAGCUCGGUGUCAUCAGGAUGAUAAGCAGAGCCUGCCACGGAGACUUGGGACCUCCAGCCCACAGGUGAGGGACUGGAGACCCUUAGAGCGCAGUGCUUGUCCUCUUGUUUACAGUGCUCCUUUUGAAAAUGAGUUCCAAGAGUCAAGGUUAUAGCCCUUUGAUGAUUGCAGUAUUAUUUCUGAACCUCAUGUAGGUUGCCACCUGAGCUUCUAAAAACCCAAAUGUUCUGUCGGGGCGCAGCCAGGUGAGGAUGGAAGGCCUGGCCCUUCCAGUCCAGCCUCUGCCCCCUGCCUCCUCCACGGCGGCAGGCCAUCCUCUGGCCAGGCCUUGGACCUGGAGUGUGUCCUGCUUCCACUGAGACAAGGUGGCAGCCCCUUAAGUUAUAUUUCUUUGAUUUUAGUUACUUUAGAGCUUCCGAAUUUUUUGUUUUGUUGUCUUUUUGAAGAAUAGCUUGUAACUGGAUAGCAUUCGCAGUGAGUGCAGCACUGGCCCUGGGACUGAUGCCAGCUGAGCUUCCUGUCCCCAGGGGCCG
Molecule: messenger RNA, 8324 nt
Organism: Cavia porcellus (domestic guinea pig)
Lineage: Eukaryota; Metazoa; Chordata; Mammalia; Rodentia; Caviidae
Product: rap guanine nucleotide exchange factor 2-like
Biological process (GO): small GTPase-mediated signal transduction
Molecular function (GO): protein binding; guanyl-nucleotide exchange factor activity
Source: RefSeq, a predicted model, not a curated record